CCACACUGCCAUUUCCAUCUCAACCUCCCUAAAACCCUCUAUCAGAGCUCCAAACAAUUUCCAUGGCGUCCGCUUCACCUCUUCACUUUUGGAUGACAAAUCAACUUCCUUCAACUUCAUAUAUCCCUAACCCUAACCCUAACCAUCGCCUUCUUCACAUUCCAGCUAUCUCUGUAAACCUACGGCAAUUGUCUUCUCGUUGCUCCGUCGUUACUUGUGCUCGCCGUCGUAGCAGCAAAAGCAACUCUGCAGUCCCUUCCUCCAAGAAGAAGAAGCAAGGAUUGGGUCGAAGUAGUGUUGGUAAGGAAGAAGAUAUUGAAGAGGAUGCUUUUGAAGCACUCUUUAAGCAACUAGAAGAGGAUCUUAAAAAUGAUGGCUUAUCAUUUGAUGAUGAUGAUGAUGAUGAGAUAAGUGAAGAAGACCUCAUAAAACUUGAACGUGAGUUAGAGGAAGCACUAGCAGAUGAUGAGUUAGUUGCUUUGUUUGAUGAUACUAUCAACGAGGUAAACAAGGUCAAAGUCAAAGACAAGAAGGUGAAAAACACAAUAGAUAUAAUGGUGAAUGAAGCAACUGAAGAGACUGAAACACAAGAUGAAGAAGAUGAUGAAUAUGAAGAUGAAGAUGAAGAUGAAGAUGAAGAUGAAAAUGAAGAUGAAGGACCAUUGGAACUCAAAAGAUGGCAGAUGAGGAGAUUGGCUUAUGCACUUAAAAAUGGACGCCGGAAGACUAAUAUCAAGAAUCUGGCUGCAGAUUUAUGUCUAGAUAGAGCUAUUGUUCUUGAAUUACUUCGUGACCCUCCUCCAGAUCUUCUUAUUCUGAGUGCUUCAUUACCCGAUAAACCGGAUCCAACAAUUUUGGAGCCAAUAAUAAAUCCCGAAGAUGCCCUUCUGUUGAAAAGUGAAAAAAAUGCAAUAAAUUUAAAUGGAAAGUCGACUAAAAAAGUUCCAGUUCAUGAAAUGCAAAGUAAUUGGUCUGCUCAAAAGAGACUGAAGAAAGUGCAUUUGGAAACCCUUGAAAGAGUUUAUAGAAGAUCAAAACGUCCCACUAAUGCUAUGAUUAGUAACAUUGUGCAUGUGACGAAUAUACCCCGCAAGAAAGUUUUGAAAUGGUUCGAAGAUAAACGUGGUGAAGAUGGUGUUCCCAAUCAGCGCCUUCCAUAUCAACGGGAGACAGAAGCAGAAAAUGAACAUCAGAUUAGCUCUGGAGACGCGACAGAGGGCGAAAAGGUAAUUUAGGAUAGAGGGUUCAUGAAGGUUGGUAUAGAAGGUAGUGGUGAAGAUCAUAGGCAAUUAGGCAUGUUAUGGUUUUGGAGUUUAUUUUUGUAAAAUUAUAAACUUAAAAAAAAAAAAAAGAGAGAUUUUGUUCUUUAUAGACCUAUUUUUUGUACCUAGUUUAACACUAAUAGAAAAUAUAAACAAUAAUUAUAUGAAA
Messenger RNA from Lactuca sativa (garden lettuce), 1431 nucleotides. It is a transcript of the gene OCP3, whose product is annotated as overexpressor of cationic peroxidase 3. The record is from RefSeq and is a predicted model, not a curated record. Gene Ontology annotation, cellular component: nucleus. Gene Ontology annotation, biological process: regulation of transcription by RNA polymerase II. Gene Ontology annotation, molecular function: DNA binding; DNA-binding transcription factor activity, RNA polymerase II-specific. Lineage: Eukaryota; Viridiplantae; Streptophyta; Magnoliopsida; Asterales; Asteraceae.